AUGACCAGCUCAAACGACGCCACAGCCGGUGACAAGCACAAGCUGGAUGACGCUGGCGAAUCGCGCCCAGCAAAGACCCAGAAGGUGGACGACAAGGGAGACGACAAGGUGCAGACGACUUUGGAUGACGCGGUCACCAGGCAAAAGGCCAGCACAGCAGACGACAACACGGACAAGGACAAGCAAGACGACGACAAGCCGUCUGGUUCCCAGUCCAAGAAUAACACAAGCGAGGACAAUACGGACAAGCAAGACGACGACCAGCCGUCUGAUGCACAGUCCAAGAAUGACAACAACCAGGAUGACACUGCUGUCGAGCCUCACGGCCGCCAGGCAUCUACGCCGUCCAACAUGCUCGAGAAAGGCAUCAUCUAUUUCUUCUUCCGUGGCCGAGUCGGCAUCGAUCACCCAGAGCAGGUCUCCGACAUUGCACGAACCUUCAUGCUGCUCCGCCCUGUUCCCACAGACGCCAAGCUCGGCGACGGUCCCAUUGGCGAUGCUGGCAACUCCCGCCUGAUUGCCAUCCCCAAGAAGAAGCUGCCAAAGACCGGACGUGAUAGGUGGAUCGCCUUCGUGGAAAAGACCGAUGCGAGCUUUGACGAGCUUAGGAAGGACUUCCUCCCUGCCAAUGAUUACGAAACCAAGACAGCCGGUGUCAGACACUCCCCGCCAGCCACACCAAUCGCCCAGGGUGUUUAUGCCUUGACAACAACCGGGCGCGAGAGCCACUUGGCCUACAUGCUUACCCUUCCCCAGGAGCUGGGAGACGUGCAGACAACCAUCGGUCUGAAGGAAAAAGGCAGCUGGAUCCUUAGCACCAGAAACCCACAAUAUCCUGCGCCUAGCAACACUGCGCUUCCCCAGGGCCCAGACUAUUCCAAGGAGAUUCUAGACGAGUUCCGCUCUCUGCGAUGGAUGGGAACAUUGCCCAAGCAUCUAGUUCUGAACGCCCAAUUCCUCUUGGUUGGUGAAUCGUCCGGGAUUGAAAAGGCCAUGGAACCGGACGAAGACGACAAAGACAGCAAGGAAAAAGAGGACCCUAUCGAGGAGAUGGAGGAGCUCGAGCACGAGGAUGUCAAGCGCAUGAAACAUCUUGGAAAGACGGACUCCGAAGCCAUUUUCCUUGAUCUUGAGGCGUAUGCCAAGGACCGUCCACAACUGCAGACCGAGUUCUAG
Molecule: messenger RNA, 1176 nt
Organism: Diaporthe amygdali
Lineage: Eukaryota; Fungi; Ascomycota; Sordariomycetes; Diaporthales; Diaporthaceae
Exons: 4
Coding region: 1-1176 (391 amino acids)
Source: RefSeq, a predicted model, not a curated record